Cryptococcus deneoformans JEC21 is the source of this 2033-nucleotide messenger RNA. RefSeq lists its product as hypothetical. Bases 365 to 1783 code for a protein of 472 amino acids. Lineage: Eukaryota; Fungi; Basidiomycota; Tremellomycetes; Tremellales; Cryptococcaceae. The record is from RefSeq and is a predicted model, not a curated record. The transcript is spliced from 4 exons.
GAUGUCCAAUAUCAGCCUCAGAAGACGUCCGAAUACCAGUCUCUGGUCUCAGAUCGACGUAUCGGUGAUCCAUAUCGGACGUUCAAAGCCGAGAGAUAUGACCUUAUUUUGACACUUUGCGUUCGGUAUCUGUCAAGAAGAACAGCCUCAGCUGUUGACCGCUGACAAGACGAGAUAGGACAUCGGUGUCUUCUCGGGCAUAUUCUUACUUGGAAGACCGAUCCGAUUUUCAUUCGUUGCCCUGGUGGACAUCAUUGGGACUUGAUUGCUAUUUGCGGUAUAUGAUGGUCCUUCUAAUCUUCUUCCUUUCGCCUCCCACUCCAUAAGCUCACACAUCCAAACUCGAGCUACUAUACUAACAACCAUGCCCAUUAUUAACUUUCCCCCUACGACAGACAUCGGUCCCAAUGACAUGACUGGCGACCAGCUCGCCCUUCCUAUUUUUGAGAGAGUAUCCACCAUCACAAAGCAUGGGAAAAUCACUGGCGGACGUGUGAAGAAUGGUUGCCAGGUUUUUCUCAACGUACCUUAUGGCAUCGAUGUCCCUCGAUGGACCGACCCCCAAUCCUUACCUGAAGGCUACAAAUACGCUGAAGAGCCAUUUACAGUCGAUGGCAAGUACUGUGCCCAGCCAGAACGAACCUACCACCAGACCAACUCUAUCCGCGACCGCCUAGGUCUUGGCAAGCCCACAGAGAAUCCCUUCUUCGCAGACAUCUACAUCCCAUCGGAUUAUCCCCUCUCGUCCCCCGGCGAAAGACCCCUUUUGCCUGUGAGAGUCUUCAUCCAUGGUGGUUUCUUGCAGUACGGCAGCACUUCUGGACAGAAUUACAAUCAGCAAUUCUUUGCUGCUGAGCACUACAACGAAGUUCGAGUCCUCCUUGGGCACCGAGUUUCCAUCUUGGGUUUCUUGGGAUGCGAAAAACCCAAAAUUUCUGGUAACUUUGGUUUCAAAGACUGCUGGCUUGGCCUUGAGUGGGUCAAGGAAAAUGUUGCUUCCUUUGGUGGUGAUCCCAACCAGAUCCACCUUAGUGGGCUGAGCGGCGGUGGGCAUGUUGUCCACCAACUUGUCCACCAAGCCGCUAGACUCGCACCCAAACCUGCGCCUUUUAUCACCGCCCACCUCCAAUCUAACGCGAUCCUCGCCGACCCACUCACCCCUACCGCGCGUAACGCCCAGUUCACCGCGUUCUGCGAAAGCGUCGGUAUCGACCCUUCUAUCCCAAACGUCCUUGAAGGACUCCGCGACACUAGCAAAUUCUCGACAGAUAGGAUUAUCAAGGCAGUUCAGGAUAUGGGUGAGCUGUGUACCUUUCGUGGCAUAGUGGGCGAUGAUGGAUGGGUAAGAGCGGAUGAGAUGGAGUUUCAGAAAAAUGGAGGUUUGGCAAAGGGCUUGAGGGAAGCUGGUGUUCAUUGUAUUGUCGUCGGGGACGUAAGGGAUGAAGACUUUUUCUAUCGCGGAGUACAUCCCUGCAAGAAAUACGAUGAUUUGGUGCCCAAUAUCGCUAGAUAUUAUCCUUACGAUCAGUCCCAAAAAUUCCUGAACUCUUACUAUCCCAUCCCCAUGGACUCUUCUCCGACCGAACUCGACGAUCGAUUAGGUCGUAUUCUCGCGGACGGUCAGGUUCACCUCCCCGUUCGGCUUCUCGCCAAAGACCUCGCAGCAUAUUCUUUCCCCGCCGUCCGGUACGCUAUUGAGUCUGUCCCUGUCGCUUACGGUACAAUGGCAAAGCAUCCCAUGGUACCGAUCUGGCAGUUCACCAGUUGCGUUUGUCGAUGCUGACCCCGGAAGAGACGUCUGCGGUUCUCAAAUUUAACAAGAUUCUUUGGGAUGAGGUCGCGGAGGCGGUUAAGGGUGAUAGGAAUUUUAAGCAGAAGGAGGAGGAGGAGAUGCUGGUGCUUAGUAAAGAUGGGACGACGAUGUGGAAAGCUGAUUGGAGGUGGCCCCAGUUGAGGGAAGCGGAGAAGGUGUUUAGGCCUUAGUUUCUGCUAUUCUCAGAUUCGUUGUUAUGGUUAUCUUCGUUGUAGUCGGU